Molecule: messenger RNA, 456 nt
Organism: Lactuca saligna
Lineage: Eukaryota; Viridiplantae; Streptophyta; Magnoliopsida; Asterales; Asteraceae
Source: the annotation of a GenBank genome assembly
AUGGAUAAGCAGGUUCCUUUAGACCCAUCAUCACCUGUAGUUGCUCAUGAAGUGGUAACUCCAAUCCAAAUUGAUGUUGGUGAGGGUGAUUUAGGGUUAGCAUUAACCUUAUACAAAUCAGCAACACCUGAAUUUAGUAGGUCUAAAGUUGAUGCAGAAAAAGAGUUAAACAAAGAGAUUGAUGUGAAUGAAGAACUUGACAUGAACAAAUCCAAUGGUGAGGGUGUAGAAGGAUUUGCAGAUGAGGAUGAAGAUAGUGACUUUAUGAUUGAUGAGGACAACAUAAUUGAAGAUGUUGACGUUGACAUGGAGGAUUUCAAUCUAAAUAUUGAUACAGAAGCAGAGUUCAAUGGAUGUCAAAGUUUGGGUGGUCAAAGAAAUGAAGAUAGUGAUGAAGAAGAUGAUUUGGAGGUAAUUGAUAAUGACGAGUGGGAUUCACUAAGUGAUGAUCAGUGA